Messenger RNA from Eriocheir sinensis (Chinese mitten crab), 387 nucleotides. RefSeq names its product (3R)-3-hydroxyacyl-CoA dehydrogenase-like. The transcript is spliced from 4 exons. The coding region runs from base 1 to 387 and encodes 128 amino acids. The record is from RefSeq and is a predicted model, not a curated record. NCBI's taxonomy places the organism in Eukaryota, Metazoa, Arthropoda, Malacostraca, Decapoda, Varunidae.
AUGGUCAAUUUGGGCAGCAGGGGUGUUGCAGGGGGCGGCAGCGGCAUCGGGCGGGCCGUGUGUCAGCUGCUGGCCAAGGACGGCGCCCGCGUGGUGGUGACGGACAUCAACCUGAAGGGGGCUGAAGAGACGUUUCAGCUGAUAUCAGGCUCGGGUCAGCACCUGGCGUUGCAGAUGGACGUGACGCAGAAGGACGCCGUGGAGGCGGUCAUCGCGGUAACCCGGGAGAAGUUCGGAGCCCCGCCCAGCCUCCUCGUGAACUCCGCGGGGAUUGGCACCCGUGAGCCCUUUGUGGAGGUGAAGGAGGACCGUCUUAAUACCAUUAUCGACGUCAAUCUUAAGAUGGAACCAACCGUUGGGGCUACGAGCAACGGCGAUUGCCCGUAG